GUCAUGGUGUGUUUUCGAAGAAGUUGGGAAAUGUCGAGUAGCUGAUGCUGCAUCUCCUACGCAUUGCAAAGCAGCAAAGGACGAGGCGACAAAGGCAAUAGAUCACUCAGCAACAUCCGCGUAGAUCGAGAUUGGCUCACCAUGUCUCGCUCCAGUCUCAUUCGAGACUUGAGCUCCCGAGUCGUUUCCUCUGGUCCGUCUCAGCUCCGACCCUGCCUAGCUGUAGCUUCUUCAUCCGCUCGACCCCUCGCCAAACGUCGAAUCUCCUCUACUGUGUCUUGUCAAGCUGCUCCUGUUGCCGAUGAGAUCGCUCGGGACACAAAGCGUGGGGUCGUUCAGAUCCCUCAUCCAUCCCUAGACGCAAUACACGGCUCGACUCGACUCUUGCUCAAACCCAGUUCUCUACCCUCUCUGGUCCACGCCUACGCCAUCGUCAGAGCCGUCGAAGCGCAUUUCCAAACCUCUGUCGUCUCUGUCGAAGUUGGCAUGAGUCCAGAUCUUUUUAUGCCCAGUCAUAGGAUACACAUCACGCUCUUGAAACCCGUCAUUUUGGAGAAACCACUGCAUCUCAUUACCCCCUUGCCAGAGAUGACCAUGGAAGAUGUAGAUCUCUUCGGCCCGUCCUUAGAGGAUAUCCAACGGGUUUUGGAUUCACCUGGACAAGUGGAAGAUCGUGAUGGUGAUUCUGGACCCAUUUCGCAACUUGCAGAGGAUGCAAAAUUGUCUUUCCGAGUCGAAACCCUUCCUGCCGAGUCGCGCGCACCGAUACCGAACCCUCCCAAAUUGCCUCCUGGGUUAUAUCGAGAUCAGCUGAGGCGGCGUCAGGAAAAGGUCGCUGCGGAUGUAAAGAUCUAUGCUGCUGUGGAAAAGCUGAAAGAAGUGUCGAAUGGAGAAUUCGAUGAAUUGCUGGAAAAGUUUUCACACUUCAAAUCAGCUGCUUCAUCCCCCGCUAGCCAGCAACAAGUCGGAGGACAGUCUCUUCUCAACCUGCCUGAAGAGGAUCCUUCAGCUCCAGCAUUCGAUUUCGCACUGCGCAAAGAGUCGGCGAGAUCUUCUAGUGUUCGCAGUAGCACUCACAGCCAACGCCCCGAUGCAGAAGACCCGAACUCCGACGCCAGGAAGCGACAGUCUUUCAAUCUCUCCGCGCUUCCCGGGCGGUCUGCUUCAAAACUUUCCGCACAACCGAGCAAAGAAGACGGUGCAAUGGUUGAAUGGAGCAGAUCAGCCGUCGCUGAGAGCCAAAGCACGAAACGGUCGAAAUCCUCAGCUUCCACACGAGCUGGAAAACAAGCCAAGCCAAAGCCAGCAGAAGAAGAGGACUUGUACGUUCGUCUAGAGCUUAUGAGGAAACAAGAGGAAAAGAGAGCAGCUGCCGAAGCGGCUGAACGAAAGGCUGAAAAGAAUCGAGAGGCAAAGGUACUUCAGGAACAAAGACGGGAAGCUGAGCUGGAUCAACAACGACAAGAGGAGAAGGCCAAUUCGACCAUUGGGAGGAUGGGUCGGAUGUUGAACGACGCUGCGAAACGUUGGGGUAUAUAGCGCAUCCCAGUGUGCAGCUGCGUUUUAGAAGCACAGCACAGCAUCGCAUGUCAUGAUUUUGUGCAGACUCAGUCACGUCG
Messenger RNA from Kockovaella imperatae, 1619 nucleotides. RefSeq lists its product as hypothetical. The record is from RefSeq and is a predicted model, not a curated record. The coding region runs from base 142 to 1539 and encodes 465 amino acids. The transcript has a single exon. Lineage: Eukaryota; Fungi; Basidiomycota; Tremellomycetes; Tremellales; Cuniculitremaceae.